This is a messenger RNA of Fusarium vanettenii 77-13-4, 1566 nucleotides long. Its product is annotated as glycoside hydrolase family 32. Gene Ontology annotation, biological process: carbohydrate metabolic process. NCBI's taxonomy places the organism in Eukaryota, Fungi, Ascomycota, Sordariomycetes, Hypocreales, Nectriaceae. Bases 1 to 1566 code for a protein of 521 amino acids. Gene Ontology annotation, molecular function: hydrolase activity, hydrolyzing O-glycosyl compounds. The record is from RefSeq and is a predicted model, not a curated record. The transcript is spliced from 2 exons.
AUGCGGUCCAUCCUUCCUGUCCCGACUCCUCCUCCAGAGACUUGUCCCUACUCUCGACCUUCAUCUACUGAAGCCUCUGCCGAUGUCAUCCCUCUUCUCGUCGACGACACGUACCACGCCUUUCACCUUACAACACCUCCUUCGACAAGACAUCACCCCGAGCGUCUAAGAUCAUCAUGGUCACGGCUGCGAUCAACAAACCUUGUCGAAUGGACGAGGGACCCGGAAUUUGUCCUGUCGCCUGGGGAGUCUGAUCUCGAUGAUGACGCCGACGGAGCCUGGACGGGCUCUGCCAUACUCGGUCCGGACGAGAAUAUGAACAUAUUUUAUACUGGCUACAAUUUAUCUCAAAACGGCCGACAGACGAUACUUCGGAUAAAGGCGACGGAUCGACACGGCUCGAGAUUCCAGAGGCCUGCGAAGCCUAUAACCAUUCUCGGCGAGGGGCUCACACGGUUCGAGGAAAUUGACUUUCGCGACCCUUUUGUCAUGUACAACCGGGGUGAAGGUCGAUACUGGAUGCUCGUGGGUACUCGUCUCUCCAGCGGUCCAUACUGGAGUCGCGGGUGCAUUGCCUUGCUCACGUCUCCUGAUCUUGAAGCCUGGACUGUAGCUCCAGAGCCACUAUACGCGCCCAGUGACGUCUUCUGCCCCGAAUGUCCAGAGCUCUUCUCUCUGCCGAAUGGCAAAUGGUACCUCGUGUACUCGCGGUUCCACGCCCCCAACGCCGGCACCGUAUACCGCAUCGCCGACACACCCCGGGGACCGUUCCGUGUUCCACGAGACGGUUCCCACGGUCGCCUCGACGGUCGACGCUGGUACGCGGCCAAGUCAUGUCCCAAAGCGGGCAACCCAGACAAGAGGGUCUGCUUCGGCUGGAUCGGGGACUAUGUCGACGACGAGAACAAAUGGCUCUGGGGAGGUGAUCUCGGCGUCACCAGGGUCAUGUGGGCAGACACAAACGCCUGUCUCCGCAUAGACGCCUCGCAAGAGUUUAGGAGCUACAUCUGGCAGACAUCAAGACCCGUGUCCCCCAGCAACGCAGCUCCAAACCUAUACCUCUGCUCCCUAGGAUCGACGGCCACGCACUUUCCAGAGCUAGGCUCUGCGGAGUGGAGGAGAGAUCUCAUGGUGGACUUUAAAGUUGCGGCUUGUGAUGCUCACAGCUUCGGUGUCAUGCUUCAGACUGACGGCUCUGGAAAGGGGCACAGGCUGCAGUUUAGUCCCUCGGGAAACGGCUUGUUUUCUGUUUCUCUGAUUACAGAUUUUCCUCCCCUCGAUGACUUUUGGGCGGACCAGUAUCGCCUCCACCUCCCUAGACCUAUCGACGGGCCCGAGCUGGUGCGACACGAGAGUCUAGUGGAAGCUUUCUGCGGAGGGCGAGCUUUGAGCUUUCGCCUCCCCAUACCUGCAUCUUGGACGGAGAAUAGCCGAGAGGGCGUCCGCCGGUUCGGGUGGUUUGUGGAGGAUGGCAUGGUUGACAUUGUCGACAUGUGUAUGCGACACUCCAUGGGACUCAAAGACCUAUCAGUCGAGUCGGACAACGGUCUCGAGGACGCCGAGUAA